Messenger RNA from Haliotis rubra (blacklip abalone), 2739 nucleotides. RefSeq names its product sodium- and chloride-dependent glycine transporter 1-like. Gene Ontology annotation, cellular component: membrane. Lineage: Eukaryota; Metazoa; Mollusca; Gastropoda; Lepetellida; Haliotidae. The transcript is spliced from 13 exons. The coding region runs from base 268 to 2259 and encodes 663 amino acids. The record is from RefSeq and is a predicted model, not a curated record. Gene Ontology annotation, biological process: sodium ion transmembrane transport.
GAAUAAUAAGCAGCCGUGAGAGGAAGCCCAAUCAUAAGUGAGUGUGAUCGCCAGCCCGUGUUAAUCGUGCAGUGUGAAGAAUAACCGAUCGCUUCUCUCGACUUUAAGCAUCACUGUUGUACAACGGGAUCAUCACCAGCCUUCAUUCCUAAAGAAAGCGGUUUCUCUUCUGAAUAUUCCCGUACUUAAUUUUUUUCGGAAAUCUUUUCACAAGCACAGUUUGAGUGAGUCACGGAUUUUUCUACUUUUACAAGUCCGCUCAACAAAAUGGUUGAUGGGAAGGAUUCUCCGCCGAUGAUUGUUCCGAAAGAGAAAUGGACACGGAAACUCGACUUCCUACUGUCUCUGGCUGGGUAUAGCGUUGGUCUGGGCAAUCUGUGGCGAUUCCCUUACCUCUGUAACAGGAACGGGGGCGGUGCCUUCCUCAUCCCGUUCAUAACCUUCCUGAUACUAUGUGGCCUACCCCUGUUCUUCCUGGAGCUCUCUGUCGGACAGUUCUCUGGCAAGAGCGCUCUACAGGUGUGGAAAGUGUCCCCGUUGUUUGUAGGGAUCGGCGUCUCAAUGAACGUCGUGAGUGCUAUGUGCGCCCUGUACUACAACGUUAUCAUCGCAUGGACCCUCUACUACCUCGGCAACUCCUUUCUGCCAAAGCUCCCCUGGACGACAUGUGACAACGCAUGGAAUACCGACACCUGCUUUUCUUUGAACGAAUGUCUAGCCAAUCAGCUGAAAGCUAACAAAUCAGCAAUGGCCAGAAACAGUUCGCAACAUUUUGCAGAAGCGUACACAACGUCGCCUAACAUUUACAACGUGUCAGCAUCCAACGACAGCUGGUCCGACUUCAACAGACUGAACGUUACAGCAACGACCAGCACCGUGUGCAACUACACCGCUGGGAAGGGUGGCCUAACGGCGGCCGAGGAAUUCUGGCAGUACAACAUGCUGCAGAUGUCCUCAGGCGUCACAGAGGUCGGCAACAUCCAGUGGCAUCUCUUGCUGUGUUUUAUGGGAGCGUGGCUCCUCAUCUUCCUCUGUCUAAUGAAAGGAGUCAAAUCACUGGGAAAAGUAGUGUACGUCACAGCCACCCUCCCCUAUCUCCUUCUCACCAUCAUCCUCAUCAGAGGCAUCACGCUGCCAGGGUCGUAUGAGGGUAUCAUCUUCUAUCUCAAGCCGGACUUCUCCAAGCUCCUUCAUCCACAGGUAUGGAUAGAAGCUGGCUCUCAGGUCUUUUACUCACUCGGACCGGCAUGGGGCUUACUUAUUGUAAUGGCAAGUCACAAUAAGUUCACCAACAACUGUCUCAGAGAUGCAGUGCUUAUCACUUUCCUUGGGGAAGGGACCAGUUUAUAUGGAGGCUUUGCCAUAUUUUCAGUGCUUGGAUUUAUGGCACAAAAAGCUGGAGUCCCCGUAUCAGAAGUUGUUAAAUCAGGACCAGGACUUGGGUUCAUUGCGUAUCCUGAGGCACUGACAACUCUGCCUCUUCCUCAACUCUGGAACAUCCUGUUCUUCCUGAUGCUUUUGACGGUUGGCCUGGACACACAGUUCGGAAUGACGGAGAUCAUAUGUGGCACUGUGUUGGAGAGUUUCCCGAGGACUCUGGCGAAGAGGAGAACGCUGGUGACUGGAGCUAUCUGUUUCGCGUUCUUCGUCCUUGGUCUGCCCUUGACCACAUCGGCAGGUAUCUACUACUUCCAACUGAUGGACUGGUACUCCACGUCGUUCGGUCUUCCCCUCAUCGGUUUCGUGGAGUGUAUUGUGUUCGCCUGGAUAUACGGAACUGAUCGCAUCGGGGACGACAUCAGCAUGAUGAUCGGAAGACGCCCCCCACAAUUCUUCUCUAUCUGCUGGAAAUUUGUUACUCCGGUCCUUCUCUUUAUCACGCUCAUCUCGGCUUUCGUCAGCUACCAGGCACCGACGUAUGGUAACUACACGUACCCAACUGGUGCCAUUGCGAUUGGUUGGCUGAUUGGUAUGAUGUCCGUUGUUCCGAUCCCUAUCUUCGUUGUCUACAAGUUCCUCAAGGCUUCAGGACCAUUCAUCAAGCGCUUCAUCCAAACCAAGAAGCCGUCGGCCGAUUGGGGUCCUGCUGAGAGCCUCCCUCGGGAUUCCGACUUCUCCGAAAUAAAGGACCCCCUCAAUCGGACAGGGGAGCUGUCGGUGUCGUCCCCGAGCGCUACAAGUAUCGCCAUUGAUGAUUGUCCUCCAAAUGGCGUUACAGUCCACUCCAAGUUCCUCAACGAGCAGACGUAUAUUUCCUGAAAACUACCCUUAACGAUGGGUUAUUGUGUGUCUGAGAAAACAUAUCGAAAAUUUGGAUCUUAGUUUUGACGAGACAUGGCACACAAUUCGGAAACGCUUUGAAGAGUUUGAAAGUUUGUAGUUUUCAAACAUACAUCGAAGUGUUUCGCGUAACCACUGUCAAAUGCGGUGUUUUUGUACAACUAGCUCCACCCAUGACAGAUACCCCACGGUACGAAUCCUGGUAAUAUAGCUUCACAGGCCAAAAGGUGAUCUUUUAUUGUAACCAACGUUUUUUUCAAAGACGCCAGAGCAUCUCUUCGUCUCAUUUAGUCUUCCUUGUUUUUUAGUUUUUCAAAAACACAAUCAAAUGGAAAUAAUAUUCACCUGUUCAUAUUAAAGGCCGUUAGCCAAUGCCAGAUCUCCUUUGAAAACUUGUUUACUUUAUUACGAUGUAUGUGGGUCAAUGUCUCAAGCCAAUUAUCAAAAUGUCAUGCAAAA